AUGAAGAAGUUCUCGAUCUUCAGCCUGGCGCGCAACGCGCUGAGCCACCACGAGCACUGGCCGGAGCAGUGGCGGAGCCCCGCGCCGAAGCCGGCCUACGAUGUCGUCAUCAUCGGCGCCGGCGGUCAUGGCUUGGCCACCGCCUACUACCUCGCCAGCCUCCACGGCAUCACCGAUGUCGCGGUGCUGGAGAAGGGCUGGCUCGGCGGCGGCAACACCGGGCGCAACACCACGGUGAUCCGCUCCAACUAUCUGUGGGACGAGAGCGCCGCGCUCUACGAGCAUUCGCUGAAGCUCUGGGAGGGGCUGGCGCAGGAGCUCAACUACAACCUGAUGUUCAGCCAGCGCGGCGUGCUGAACCUGAUCCACAACGUCCACGACCUGCAGGAGGCGACCCGGCGGGUCAACGCCAACCGGCUCAACGCGGUCGACGGCGAGCUCUUGUCCAUGGAAGAGGUCAAGGCCUUCUGCCCGAUCCUCAACACCUCGACGAACACGCGCUACCCGAUCAUGGGCGGCACCUGCAGCGGCGGGGCGGCAACGCGCGCCAUGACGCCGUCGCCUGGGGCUUUGCGCGGGCGGCGGACGCGCGCGGCGUGGACAUCAUCCAGAAUUGCGAGCCGGGUGCGCAUGAUGCGCUCCUGGGCCGGCAUCGUGGAUGUCUGCCCCGACGCCUCACCCGUCAUCGGCAAGACGCCCGUGGACGGGCUCUUCAUCAACGGCGGCUGGGGCACAGGCGGCUUCAAGGCGACGCCGGGCUCCGGCUGGGUGUUGGCGCAUACCAUCGCGACCGGCGAGCCGCACCCGCUCAACGCGCCCUUCGCCCUCGACCGCUUCACCUCGGGCGCGCUGAUCGACGAGCACGCGGCGGCGGCCGUGGCGCACUAG
This is a messenger RNA of Geodia barretti, 888 nucleotides long. The record is from the annotation of a GenBank genome assembly. NCBI's taxonomy places the organism in Eukaryota, Metazoa, Porifera, Demospongiae, Tetractinellida, Geodiidae.